Drosophila hydei is the source of this 1625-nucleotide messenger RNA. RefSeq names its product UDP-glucuronosyltransferase 2B15-like. The transcript has 5 exons. The record is from RefSeq and is a predicted model, not a curated record. NCBI's taxonomy places the organism in Eukaryota, Metazoa, Arthropoda, Insecta, Diptera, Drosophilidae. Gene Ontology annotation, molecular function: UDP-glycosyltransferase activity. The coding region runs from base 22 to 1605 and encodes 527 amino acids.
CACCGUUUAGUAGUUGACCAGAUGCAGACCGACAAGUAUCUCGGUGUCCGCGUUGCUAUUGCUAUACAGCUGCUUGGCUGGGCAAUGGGCGCCAAUAUAUUGGCGCUGAUGGGCAUGACGUCUCAUAGUCAUCAUUUAUGGAAUAGCGUAUUGUUGUAUGAGCUGGCUGAGCGGGGUCACAAUUUGACUAUACUGUCUGUGGACUUGCCACGGCCUGACGUUAAGGUCCCAACCAAUGUCAGCUACAUCCAUCUGGAACGUGCCUACGACUUUUAUGAUGCGGAAGGUGCCGAUAAAAUUGAUAUUAGCGCGUUCAUUGGCAUUGGCAACUAUGUGACCAUUCCGAUUCAUUAUGAUUUCGGCCUAAAAACAGCGAAAAACAUAGCCAGGUCGCAGGGCUUGCUGCAGUUGCUGAACUAUCCAGAUGACUUCAAGUUCGAUGUGAUAAUCAAUGACUAUACACUGGGACCAUAUUUACUGGGCUUUGCGCACAAGUUUCGCUAUCCGCCUAUUAUUGGCAUGACAGCCUUUCACAAUGCGCCCAUCACACUGGAUUUUAUGUCGAAUCAUUAUUUUCCAGCUCUAGUACCCUAUUAUUCAACUUUGUAUAAUGCGAACAUGAGCUUUUUACAGCGUUUGGAUAAUACGCUCGUCUUUGCCGCGGACACAAUCUAUCGCCGAUGGUAUUACAAUCCCAAAUUGGAUGAAAUAAUGCGGCCCAUUUUCGGGUCCGAUAUGCCGUCCCUUUCAGACUUGGCAAAGCUUACAAAGGUAUCACUGGUCAAUUCACAUCCAGCCACCGACUAUGUGGAGGCCUUGCCACCCAAUGUGAUUGAGGUGGGUGGCAUGCAAGGUAAGCCAGGCAAGGCUCUGCCCGAUGAACUGGAUGAAUUUAUUAGAAGUGGCAAGCGUGGAGCCAUAUUGUUUUCAUUGGGCACCAAUAUGCUACCACACAAUGUGGACCUGCAGAUUAAAUUAAACAUUGUGGAGGCUUUCAGGCAAUUGCCUGAGUAUAAUUUCAUAUGGAAGUUUGAUGAGGAGUAUUUAAAAGAUGUCCAGAUGCCAGCCAAUGUUUUGGUGAAGGAUUUUCUGCCGCAAGGCGAUAUAUUGAGUCAUGAAUCUUUGGUUUUGUUUAUUUCACACUGCGGUGGAUUAAGCAUCCAGGAAGCGACUUGGCACGGCGUGCCCAUUGUCGGUAUUCCUUUAUUCCUCGAUCAGUAUCGGAAUCUCAUUCAAACAAUCAAUGCCGGUGCUGCUGUUCAGGUCAACUAUUUAAAUAUGACCACCGUCCAGCUGGUCUCAGCCAUUCGAGAAGUCGCCGAGAACAAGAGAUACGUGCAAGCUAUGAAAAUUCGCUCUCAGCGUUUGCGUGAUAACCCUGUGCCGCCCUUGGAGCUGGCUGUGUGGUGGGUAGAGUAUCUGCUGCGUCAUCCUGAUCCGGCUCACUUGCACUCGACAGCCAAGGAACUGAACUAUUUUCAAUCGCAUUCUUUGGAUGUGAUCGCUAUUCUGGCACUGAUUCCCUUGUUGCUUAUUUAUGGCCUGCAGCGUCAGCGUCCCAGGGUCAGGGUACAAAGGGCCAAACGGCAUCAAAAGCGCGAUUGAAUAAAUAGACUUUUUGUAAA